AUGCUAUGCACCAAGAUCACCUCUGUUGCCCUCAUGGCCAUUUUCAGUACGACCUCUCUGGCCGCGGCGAUACCCAACACUAUGGACACCGCCCUUAUUCAUCAACUUGAUACCCGCGAUUGGGUCUCUAUUGACUUUCAGGGCAAGACUAUCGAGUACAACCCCGCUGCCUUCAACUCUUCCAACGAGAACGCUGAGGAAGUCUCGCCUGCUAAGCGCGACGAUAAGACCGAUUACUGCAAUGACGGCAGCUAUAGCGGCACUGAAGCCCCUUGGCCGGUCGAGAGUGAUUGUGCUACCCUGGGCGAUUGGGUGUCUCGUCAAUCCACAUCUUACUCUGUCUGGGGCAAUACCGGAGACUACCACGGCCUUCUCAGGGCUGGAUCAUGCGUUUUCGGAGCUGGUUCGAAGAACGUGCUUGGAGCCAAAAUCGGCUCAUCUGACAUCAGUGCUGCUAUUACUGAAUCCAUCAAACGACUUGCGAACAACGGUCAAGUCGGUGCCUCGGGAGAAAUGGGAUGUGAGAAUGGUUUCGGAACAUCCGCUGUUUUUUGGAAACUCCAAUACAUCAAGUGA
This is a messenger RNA of Diaporthe amygdali, 576 nucleotides long. RefSeq lists its product as uncharacterized. The transcript is spliced from 2 exons. The record is from RefSeq and is a predicted model, not a curated record. The coding region runs from base 1 to 576 and encodes 191 amino acids. Lineage: Eukaryota; Fungi; Ascomycota; Sordariomycetes; Diaporthales; Diaporthaceae.